AUGGCCGCCUCUCACCGCUUCCUGGUCGCCGCCCUUCUGCUCGCGCUGAGCUGCUUCGCCGCCGCACAGCAGAGUGCCCGCGAUACACUCUCCCUCGCCUCGGCGACCGUGUCCCGCGAGACCGAGUGCACUACUGGCUACUGCGGCCACGCCGCGCCGUGCUGCCCGGGCUACUUCUGCGGCCCCGAAGUUGAGUGCGUCCUCAAGUGCAACCGGCGGCCGUGCGGAGACUGUUGCUACGGAUGGUACUGCAGCGGAAGCCGAUGCACGAACAAGUGCCGCAGGGAUUAUUGCGGGCAUGGCGAGUUUGAGUGCUGCCCAGGGUUCUAUUGCGAGUAUACAGGCAAGUGUUUGAAGAAGUGCUCCAAGGGCAGGUGCGGACGGGGAAGUGGCAAGAAGUGCUGUGAAGGGUGGAGGUGCAAGGGGAAGAGGUGCCGCAGGGUUUGAGUGGGCGGUGCGUGUAGGCUUCGUUUUCUCGUGGCUGCGCGUCGUGUCCUUACGUGGUAGUUUUAGUAUAUGAAAUUGCGUACUUGUCUACUAAAUGUGAGUGGAUGCUCUGGGCAAACAGGGUCUUGCUUCGACAGCCUAGGGAUUGCUCUCGGUCGCGUGUUGCAGGUCAAUGAAGGAACUGGUGAACCGCAAAUUGUUUGGCGGGUGCAACAUGCGGGUUCAGCACGCAUGCAACUGCGGGCUGCUGUCACGAUUCUGCUUGCUUAUCAGUUCGGUCAACAGGUGUAAAGGGCUCCGGUCGCAUGAGGGACGCUCUUACGGUUCAUCUGGAGGCAAAGUUGCGCGUUGACACUGUUCCAGAAAGAAGUUAGAAUACAAGAGCUCUGCCCAUCAAGUCGGGCGUCCAGCAGCUACGGUAUACCGUAGCAUGGUCAGGCUCUCUUCGCAGAAUUGAAUUGUACGCGUGGAAGGGUUUGUCGCUCGGUUGCGAAUUUGCUCAGGUUAUGAAAACUGUAAAGUGUUGGUAGCGUCCCUGACAAUAAUUUUAGUCGUACAUGCCUUGCAUUGUUGUCCAGUCGCAUUAGUUUAUCUGUUGUGGACCAAUGCAGUUGCAGCGUUCAUUGCGUUUCUCAUGUCAGGUUUCUAUUAGGGCGGGUUUGUGCUUAAAGGAACCGCAGCUCGCCUUGCGUGAUUCUAGUCUUUCUCAAGAGCACAGGAACAGAGGGCGUGUCUUAACAGGCUGGUUUUUGCUUUGCCUUGCCCGGUUUUGCCAGGAAUACUUUUAAAUUCUUAACAAAUACCGUAUGCUUCUUAAAAGCCCUUGCUUUUCUUAAACACAUAAAUUAAAACGUAGGAGCCACUCAUAGCACG
This is a messenger RNA of Chondrus crispus (carragheen), 1320 nucleotides long. RefSeq lists its product as hypothetical. The record is from RefSeq and is a predicted model, not a curated record. The coding region runs from base 1 to 447 and encodes 148 amino acids. NCBI's taxonomy places the organism in Eukaryota, Rhodophyta, Florideophyceae, Gigartinales, Gigartinaceae. The transcript is spliced from 2 exons.